Molecule: messenger RNA, 690 nt
Organism: Lingula anatina
Lineage: Eukaryota; Metazoa; Brachiopoda; Lingulata; Lingulida; Lingulidae
Product: zinc transporter ZIP3-like
Source: RefSeq, a predicted model, not a curated record
AUGGCGCUUUAUAAUUCACUACUCGGAUCCCUCAACUGUUUUGCCGGUGGGGUAUUCUUAGGAGUGGCUUUCUUGCACCUGAUCCCAGAGGCUAGGGCCGAAAUGGACGAAGUAAUGACUGAAGCUAAUAUUCACACCCAUUAUCCUCUAACAGAACUGGCGGUGGUAAUAGGACUCUUUCUUGUGUUGAUUUUUGAAAUGGUUUUGAUGCUGUGUAUAGGCCGUGGCGGCUACUUACUUCGACAUCUUCAUGGGCAUUCUCACCCCGAUGCAGACAUGCCGACAGACGUGGGGAAAGUGCAGUUAACAGACACGAACCAUGAAGAGGACAAACCAAGCGGACAGCCGGGCGAUCCUACGCUUUCAAGUAACACAGAUGAUAACAGCAGUGGGACGCUUUCUGAACCCAAUGUUCUCGACUGCACAGACGACACGGAGUUAAUAGCAGCUAAGACAGGGGCAGUUCCAAAAAUACGUAUUCUUCUUCUGUAUCUUGCCCUUUCGUCACAUACUGUCUUCGAGGGGCUGGCUCUUGGAUUGCAGGACAGUAGUGUCCAAUUAUGGACUUUAUUUGGUGCCAUGAUGGUCCACAGAGAGCUUGAAAGUGGCACACCAUCACAGGGACUGAAAAAAACAUUUUUCAUCGUUCUGGGUGUUGCUGUAAUGGGAGCUCUUGCAAUCCUCGAAUAG